This is a messenger RNA of Lactuca sativa (garden lettuce), 1704 nucleotides long. NCBI's taxonomy places the organism in Eukaryota, Viridiplantae, Streptophyta, Magnoliopsida, Asterales, Asteraceae. The record is from RefSeq and is a predicted model, not a curated record.
AUGAUGCUUGCAAAGGACAAGGGUGUGCAACCACCAACAGUUAGACCUUGUGGUAUUUGUACACAAGUUGGAUAUCCCACUGAUAUGUGCCUAAUGUUACAAGAAGAUGUAGAGCUAGUUCAAGCUAUGGGAUUUUCAAGUCAACAACAAGGAAACUUCCAACCAAGAAGCAAUCCAAAUUUGCAUCAACCUAAUGCCAAUUUUCAGCCAAGACCACCACCUUAUCAACCAAGACCCCCAUUUCAAAAUCAAAUGCAUCACCAACAAAGUUAUCAACUACAUUUCCAGCCAACUCAAACUCCUCAUCAAUCUCAAUUCCAUCCUCAAAACAUGCAUCAAGGAAGUAGUUCAAGCGGAUCGGGAAUGUCUUUGGAAGACAUUGUUAAGAUUUUAGCCACAAGUACUCAAACAUUUCAAAAUGAUACCAAGGCGAGCAUCAAGACUUUGGAGCAACAAAUGACUCAACUCGCCACUUCUAUGAGUAAAUUGGAGUCACAAGGCAAACUACCCAUGCAAACCGAGAAGAAUCCAAAACAUAGUGCAUGUGCCAUCACUUUGAGGAAUGGCAAAGAAUAUGAAGGUCCUAAAAUGAUUGUAGAGGAAGAAGAGAUGGAACUAGAUAAAAAAGAAGAGAAGUCAAAAACACCUUCAAAGCAAGUUCCUAUUGAGGCAAAAGUCACUCCUCCCCUAUUUCCUUCAAGGUUAAGCGAGUCAAAGCGAGAGAAGGAAGACAAUGAAAUUAUGGAGAUGUUCAGGAAGGUUGAGGUAAAUAUUCCUCUUAUUGAUGCCAUCAAACAAGUACCUAGGUAUGCUAAAUUCCUUAAGGAAUUAUGUACAUCCAAGAAAAAGUUGAAAAGGAAUGAAACUGUUAAAGUAAGAGCAAAUGUGUCUGCAGUGUUACAGAAAAGACUACCUCAAAAAUGUAAGGGUCCGGGUGUUUUCACGGUUCCUUGCAAAUUAGGUAAUCUUCAUGUUCCACAGGCUAUGCUAGACCUUGGAGCUUCUAUCAAUGUUUUGCCAUAUUCCAUUUUUAAAACUUUAAAUAUUAGCACAUUGAAGAAGACUGGGGUAAUCAUUCAAUUGGCUAAUAGAUCUUUAGUACAUCCCAAAGGUGUGCUAGAAGAUGUGUUAGUCCAAGUGAAUGAAUUAGUGUUUCCAGCAGAUUUUUAUGUCCUUGACAUGGAUGAUGAUGACUCACCAAAUUUGAGUUCAAUUCUCCUAGGAAGACCCUUUUUGAAAACAGACAGGACAAAAAUUGAUGUUUAUGAUGGUACAUUGUCCAUGGAAUUUGAUGGGGAGUGUUUUGAUUUAUCCAAUCUUGAUGUGUUAGCUCUCAUUUUAGACAGGAAUCUUCAAAAGGAAAGAGUGGAAAAACUUGCCAAUCAAUUUACAAUUGAUAAAGAGAUUAUGGAGGUUGUGUCUUGCAUGGAUGAGAAGAAGAAAAUGAGGUUUGAUGUUCCAAAGCUGAAAAUACCAAUGUCUAAUGAGAAACUUGUACCUUCUAUUGUGCAGGCACCGAAAUUGGAGCUCAAAACUUUAUCCGAGCAUCUCAAGUACGCAUAUCUUGGAGACAAAGAAACUUUGCCAGUGAUCAUCUCCACCAAGUUGUCAACAAAAGAAGAGGAAGAGCUUGUCACCACUUUGAAAGAGUAUAAAGAAGCUAUUGGGUGGACUAUAGUUGACAUCAAAGGGCUAAGUCCUUAA